AUGGAUGAAGAGCCAUCCGAGAAACUUUCACACAGCAAGGUCCUAGACCAGUCUCUAUAUGUCGAUUCCAAGGAGACCACUGAAGAGUUUGACAACAAACGAAAGGCUAUCGAGAAUGCAUGUCAGAGUCGGGAUGUCGAAGCUCUAGUCGUACAUGCUACCUCCCCAGGUGGGCUUUUGACGGACAAGCUUCGUCAAGCUGUAUGGCCUAUAUUGCUCGGUUAUGACACUGAGAAAGAAGAGUUGAGAGAAUACAAGCCGGACUGGAAAAUGCUACCGCGACAUGGCGAUGAGGACCAGGUCGGGCUUGAUGUCAACCGAUCAUUUGUCUAUUAUCCGCAAUGCGAAGAAGGAGAGUUGGACGAGAGAAAAAAGCAAUUAUCGGAUCUAAUUACCGAGACUCUACGACGCUAUCCAAUGCUCUGCUAUUUUCAGGGCUAUCAUGAUAUUGCACAGGUCCUGCUCCUGGUUCUGGGGGCUCAGCUCGCUCGGCCUGCCUUUUCAAGAGUAUCUUUGCUGCGCAUACGAGACUACAUGCUUCCGUCAUUGUCCCCAGCCUUGAAACACCUUCAUCUUAUCCCAGCCAUACUUGAAGUCACAGAUACAAGGGUUCGAAGGCAUUUAGCGGGAACUCAGCCGUACUUUGCUUUAGCAGCUGCUUUAACACUUUAUGCUCAUGAUAUCGAAGAUUAUCAAGAUAUCGUCCGACUCUACGACUUUUUACUCGCUCACGAGCCGGUUGUUGCGAUAUAUCUAUUUGCAGCCAUCAUCCUCAGUCGAAAAGAUGAACUUUUAAAUAUACCGAUUGAAGAGCCAGAAAUGCUGCACUUUACGUUGUCAAAGAUGCCGCAACCGCUGGACCUAGAAGGCUUGAUAUCUGAUACAUUAAACCUCUAUCAAAAAAACCCACCUGAAUCCCUUCCCUUCCGAGUUUGGAGGCAGCUUCCGCGAAGCAGCGUACUCAAAACAUCUCGCACGGUUGGAGAACACGCCGAUCUCAACGAAGCCGAGAACCAUUUUUUCCAGCAAACAAAAGAGCUGCGAAGAGAGGAAUUCCGAAAACAAACAUAUGCACUCCUGUGGCGAUAUCGAAGACCAAUGGGUGAACGAACAGGAUUCCGGUUUAUUUCUGAGAUGGCCAACCAAGGCUACGACGUCGUCGUGGACGUUGAUGCGGAGGGCGACCUCGGUCACACUGAUCUCCAAGAGGAUCUUGAAUUCCAUCCAUCAAACUUCGAAAGCGACCCCCGCAGUGCGAAAAUCCAAGCCGACUCACAACCCUUCCUAGGCAACGAUGGCGGCCCAUCACGCAGCGGCGGCGGUGGAGGACUCUCAUCUGGCAGCAACGUCGGCGGAAAGCGUCAUCUCUGGACAAUCCAAUACUACAGCCAAUUCUUCGACGUGGACACCAACGAAGUCGUCCGCCGCUGCGUCGCUGCUGUAUACCCACGCUCCAACUUCCUAGACGUUCUUGACGGAAAUCCGGAUUUGUACGGACCAUUCUGGAUCGCGACUACGGUUGUGAUUAUUCUGUUUUUGACGGGGACGAUAUCUCAGUAUUUGGCGCAUGAGCAUGAUGAGCAUUUUGAGUAUGAUUUUCGACUGCUUUCUGGUGCCGCGGGCCUGAUAUAUGGGUAUACGGGCGUGAUCCCCAUCGCGCUUUGGGGAGCGUUACGCUGGUUCGGCAGUUCGAGCGCUGAUCUGAUCGAGUGCUGGGCUCUGUAUGGGUAUGCGAAUCUGCUCUGGAUUGCGGUUGCGUUGGCAAGCUGGAGUCCCCUAACGGCAUUGAAUUGGGCUCUGGUUGGUGUCGGAUUUGCGUGGACGGUGUUUUUCCUCCUGCGCAAUUUGUAUCCCGUGCUUAGUGCGACGGAUGCGAAGACGAGCAAGAUUUUGCUUAUAUUGGUGGUUGUAUUGCAUGUGGGUUUGGCUAUUGCCAUCAAGGUCUUGUUCUUUGCUCAUGGCAGCCCUGUCUCGAAGAAGAACAAGCACGAUGACGACGACAAGGACGAGAACCAUGAUGACAGGCGUAUGUUUUUCUAG
Molecule: messenger RNA, 2040 nt
Organism: Talaromyces amestolkiae
Lineage: Eukaryota; Fungi; Ascomycota; Eurotiomycetes; Eurotiales; Trichocomaceae
Exons: 7
Coding region: 1-2040 (679 amino acids)
Biological process (GO): endoplasmic reticulum to Golgi vesicle-mediated transport; positive regulation of GTPase activity
Cellular component (GO): endoplasmic reticulum membrane
Molecular function (GO): GTPase activator activity
Source: RefSeq, a predicted model, not a curated record